CAUCACUCUUAUUCUUACACUACUACUCCACUGAGUUAUUGGAUAUAUAUACAAUACAAUAGGUUGGAAGAAAUUAAAAAGUGGGCAUUAUUAUUAUGGCCAAUAAUUCUAUUCUAUCAUCAUCACUAAUCUGUUGCUUAUUAUUUCUUUUGUUGAAUCACCAUUAUUGGAUCUUUGUUGAAGCUGCUCCUUCAGCUUCUCUUGUUACACAACUCCCUGGCUUUGAUUCCAAUUUCCCAUCCAAGCAUUACUCCGGAUACAUAAAUAUUGAUGGAAGUGGUGAGAAUGGGAAGAACCUGUUCUACUACUUGGUUAGUUCAGAAAGAAAUCCAAAGAAGGAUCCACUUGUUCUGUGGCUCAAUGGUGGUCCUGGCUGCUCUAGUUUUGAUGGAUUUGUUUAUGAGCAUGGACCGUUCAACUUUGAGGCAGCAAAAUCAAAAGGGAGUCUCCCCACUUUGCAUACUAAUCCUUACAGCUGGUCUAAGGUUUCAAAUAUAAUAUAUUUGGAUUCUCCAGUGGGGGUUGGGCUCUCAUACUCCAAGAACUCGACCAAAUAUGUUACUGGGGACCUACAAACCGCGUCUGAUACCCAUGCUUUCCUCCUAAAGCAUCAUUAA
Molecule: messenger RNA, 617 nt
Organism: Arachis duranensis
Lineage: Eukaryota; Viridiplantae; Streptophyta; Magnoliopsida; Fabales; Fabaceae
Product: serine carboxypeptidase-like 20
Exons: 5
Coding region: 96-617 (173 amino acids)
Biological process (GO): proteolysis; secondary metabolic process
Molecular function (GO): serine-type carboxypeptidase activity; acyltransferase activity, transferring groups other than amino-acyl groups
Source: RefSeq, a predicted model, not a curated record